Molecule: messenger RNA, 1868 nt
Organism: Paramormyrops kingsleyae
Lineage: Eukaryota; Metazoa; Chordata; Actinopteri; Osteoglossiformes; Mormyridae
Gene: lrrc3
Product: leucine rich repeat containing 3
Molecular function (GO): protein binding
Source: RefSeq, a predicted model, not a curated record
AGAGUCGAUAGCAGCAACAAGUGAAGAAGCGAGAAAAAUAAGCUGAUUCCAUGCACACUUCAUCACGCAAUCUCAAAUCUUCACUCAACGAAUUCAGAAGGUAGCAGAGUCGUAAUAACAGGGCUACAGAAGCUGGCUGUAGUGAAUUUGAGACCCAUGGGAACUGCUAUGCCCACAAGGCCCCUUGUUAGACCUGCCUCUUCCAUAAUCAGUGGAUUCAAUCUAAUAAUGGUGCUCUUGGCCACCUUGGUGUCAGCCUGUCCUAAGAGCUGCCAUUGCACCGAGAAGAACGGCCUGACGUCUGUGCAGUGUGUGUCACGCAACCUGGACAGCAUCCCCUCUGAUCUUCCAGAGGACACUGUCGCCCUGCUCCUAGGCUCAAACCGCAUCACCAAAAUCCCCCGGCAGGCCUUCAAAGACCUGCAUUGGCUGCAGGAAUUGGACCUGUCCCGCAACGCCAUUGAGGCUGUGGACGCCGGGGCCUUUCAGGGUAUCUCCGAGGGCCUCCGGACAUUAGACCUGUCCAACAACCGCAUCCACACCGUGCCUAAGGAAGCCUUCUCACAAAUACGGGCCAAGAUCCGCCUGUCGAACAACCCCUGGCAUUGCGAGUGCACUUUGCAGGAGGUGCUACGCGAGCUCCGACUGGAUCCCGAAACGAUUAAUGACGUCAGCUGCCACACCGCCGUACAAGAGGAGUACGCUGGCCGGCCCAUCAUCCAGGUACUGGACUCAGGCAUCAACUUCUGCAACUUCCACCACAAGACAACUGACGUCGCCAUGUUCAUCACUAUGUUUGGCUGGUUCGCCAUGGUAAUAGCUUACAUCAUAUAUUAUGUACGACAUAACCAGGAGGAUGCCAGGAGGCAUCUGGAAUACCUGAAAUCUUUGCCCAGCACCACACAGAUCAGAAAAGACUUUGACACUGUUAGUACUGUGCUCUAGUGUACCUGAAUGUGUGGGAUUGUUUGUUUGUAAAAGCAUGUCUUUGCAGCAGAAGAUCAGAUGAGUCUGUGACACUUGGAUGUCAACACAGCAGGGCUUUCGAACAGUCGCACGCACACACGGAUUGUAUAUCAACUGGUACUUCCCUGCCAAACUCUGCUGCUACAGGUUUGCUGGGUAUGUUUUUAAUGAAAUGUCCAUCUUCAACUGAUGUUUUUGCUUUGUAGUUGUUUUACUAUUUAAGUUGCAUUUACACAGCUAUGGCAUUAUCUACCGUGGUGCUGUGAUGCUGGAAAAGACCCCAAUCAGCUCUUUCGGUUUUCAUGGUUAGUGGGUAACAUUGAAUAGUAUGAGGGGCGACUUUUACGGUAAAAUCAGUUCAUAGCAGUGUUCAUAAAUGAAUGAGGGAUGAAUGAUGAAUGAUGUCAUGUAAUGUAUGAUUUUAUUGUAGAUUAUAAAUGAGUAACAUAACAGUAAUUUGCUGUUUUUUUGCAAUAUAGCUACUACAGGGCCCAUUUUAUCAGUAUUCACAGAAGUAUUGCUGUGCGGUGGGGGAGGGGGAGCAUGUUUACUUUGAUAAUUCCCAAGUGCCUGCCUUUUGAGGUCAUUACAUGGCUGCACUGUACACAAUCUUAACUGGAUACAAUAUUAAGCUGUAUCUCUUUAUUACAUCUGGCUCCAGUUUUCACAAAUGAUUAUACCCUACAGUUAAUGGGGUGCCGUGUUUAAUUUUAGUAAUCUGUUCCAUAAUUGUGAUCAUAGUACUAUCUCUGUUGGAACAUACAUAGUUACGAUGUACUAAUGUAUGUCAAUAGAUUGCUAUUUCAGUGUAAUAUUGACUAUCAAGUUAACAAAUGAUAUGUGGAAUCUUAAAUGUUUAGAAACAAACUUAUGGUAAUUGUACACAUCUGUUUUCAUUCAGU